CCUCUCUACUGGGCCUGUGUCUACAAUGAUCUUGCCAAACUCGAAGCUACCCUCAGUCGGGGGGUCAGCCCUGAAGAGGCCACCCAGGUGGACAGAAAUGGGAGGACAGGCCUCAUGGUCGCCUGCUACAAGGGCUUUGACGGCAUCGUGGUCCUGCUCAGUCACUGCCCCUUCCUUGAUGUCAAUCAGCAGGACAAAGAAGGAAACACAGCCCUCAUGCUGGCUGCCCAGGCAGGACAUAUCACCCUGGUGAAUUACCUGCUGAACUACUACCCCGGCCUGGACCUGGAUCGGAGAGAUGGCCGAGGCCUGACAGCCCUGAUGAAGGCCGCGGUGCAGGGCCGCUCAGACUGUGCUGACCUGACAGCCGUGGACCCAGCUCGGGGCAAGACAGCUUUGGAAUGGGCAGCCCUGACGGACAGCUUUGAGACUGUGGUCAGGAUCCGUCAGCUGAGCCGGCAUCCCCGAGUUGAGCAGCUGAGUAGGCACUAUCAGCUUGAGUGGCCGGCCCUGGCUGGGCUUGUGGCCCAGGCCCAGACCAAUCUCACUCCAUCCUUCCUGGGGAGACUCCAGAGUGCCUUCAGCCUUCCCUUCCCCCAGCCCCCCCAGGAUGGUGGUGUCCUGGAUCACCUGGUGAGAGUAACUACGAGUCUAGCCAGCCCCUUCCUCAUCACUGCCUGCCACACUCUAUGCCCGGACCUCCCACCUGAACUGGGCAGGAUUCGUCCAUCUGUGCCGGAGCUUCAGGGCACAGUACCUCCGCGACCCCAAACCCUGAGUGUCUCCCAGCCUCCCUCCAGCCAACAGGUCCUAGUUCCAUAUCGGAAGCCAUCAGGGGUGUUGAGCCUGUGCCCAGAUUGGCUUCUGGCCAAAGAUAGUAAUAUCUCUAAGACACAGGUCCCCAAAAUCCACCUCACCAAGACCCGAUCCCAAUCCAAUCAGCAGAAGCAGGAUUCAAUACCCACAGGACAUCGAGGACUAGUACCCCCUUCAUGGCACUACCAGAAACUCCGAGAGGAAAGGAAAUUGGCAGAAGCAAGAGGCAAGAAGGGGCCAAUGUCUCGGGAAGAUGGGCUAGGGAGGACCUAA
Molecule: messenger RNA, 1089 nt
Organism: Trichosurus vulpecula (common brushtail)
Lineage: Eukaryota; Metazoa; Chordata; Mammalia; Diprotodontia; Phalangeridae
Gene: ANKRD33
Product: ankyrin repeat domain 33
Exons: 4
Coding region: 115-1089 (324 amino acids)
Biological process (GO): negative regulation of transcription by RNA polymerase II; negative regulation of transcription regulatory region DNA binding
Molecular function (GO): protein binding
Source: RefSeq, a predicted model, not a curated record